Messenger RNA from Desarmillaria tabescens, 684 nucleotides. RefSeq lists its product as uncharacterized. Lineage: Eukaryota; Fungi; Basidiomycota; Agaricomycetes; Agaricales; Physalacriaceae. The coding region runs from base 1 to 684 and encodes 227 amino acids. The record is from RefSeq and is a predicted model, not a curated record. The transcript has 4 exons.
AUGUAUCUCAAUCACACUGAUGCAGAUGCAGAUGCAGAUGCAAACAUCAAAGAUAAAGACUAUGCUUCAUCCGUAGCUAAAGACUCUCUCAAGAGUCAGCACUAUCAACUUGAUGGUGAAAUGGAGCAAGUGCUGGGGCCUAUAUUGAUCAUUUAUAUAUUUGUGACUGGGGCUUCUAUUGAAGAUACACUCCUGAUAUACUACAUCAAAAUUCUCAUUGAUUGUCUCACUUAUGCAGUCACCAUUGUGUGCCAUGUGAUAGAAGUCACUCAAGCUAUUACACUGUCUUUCAGGUUAUCAAGCAUCCAUUAUAUCCAGUCUACACUCCUGGCCCUAUUCAGAUCUUUCUCAUCUGGUCAUGUCCAGCACCAAGUGGGCUCACAGAUCACUGUCUUUCUCAGCUCCACAUCUCAGUUGACUUAUCUCAUUGUGAUGGGUGUCCUAACACACAUGAACUCUCUUUGGCUGGUGCUCUCACCAACUCUGACCAGUAUGGAUGCCCUUGCUAGUCACAGCCAGAAGGGCAGCUUUGUAAGCUCUUUUAUUGAAGAGGAGGAUCCUAUACUCCCAGAUCUGCAGCAGCAUUGGCACUUUAUCUGUGAUAAAUCUGUAACUUGUGUUUGUACUGGAGUUUUCUCAGCUGUUGUGGUAGUCUCUAUCACCAUUACCAUUAUAUCUCAAUAA